Alosa sapidissima (American shad) is the source of this 3467-nucleotide messenger RNA. RefSeq names its product endoplasmic reticulum membrane sensor NFE2L1-like. The coding region runs from base 545 to 2914 and encodes 789 amino acids. The transcript has 6 exons. The record is from RefSeq and is a predicted model, not a curated record. NCBI's taxonomy places the organism in Eukaryota, Metazoa, Chordata, Actinopteri, Clupeiformes, Clupeidae. Gene Ontology annotation, molecular function: RNA polymerase II cis-regulatory region sequence-specific DNA binding; DNA-binding transcription factor activity, RNA polymerase II-specific. Gene Ontology annotation, biological process: regulation of transcription by RNA polymerase II. Gene Ontology annotation, cellular component: nucleus.
GCAGAGCGCUACCGGCGUAGGCAACUCCGCAUGGCAGCAAGCACGAGCGAACAAUAAGCAAAAUCCGAAGUAGGUUAGUCUUGUGCAACAAACUAGUUUGGUGCCUGUGAAGACUGCUGUUGCCGUGUGUGUAAAAAAGUAUAACUCGCCGCGUCACAUUGGGAGGAGAUAGUGAUGAUUCACCGGCAGCUCUGGGGUUUAUAAACGCAACAGGGUGCAGUCAGUGCAGUUCUGCCGUUAUCCCACACAAAGACAACGAGUCAGCCUAUUCUGAGACCUUUGUUUAUAGGCAGCACAUCCAAGUCCCUGAUGGGAUGUCCGCAGUCACACUGGAGAGAGAUAACAGGAAGAUAUCUUUUCUUUAUUUCUAAAUAAGUGUCCCUAGCCAAACAACCCUACAACCCUGUUGUAAUUUCAUCAUAAAAGCCUUGCUCACAGGACACCGGCUAAAUCUAGGUCUAAUAUCUUUUUUUACAAACCAAAACUAAAGUAAAUAAUCAGAUUUGUGGUUGUGGUGUAUGUUGGGGCCUUUCCCCAGCUGUCAAUGGGAAUGUACUUAAAAAAAUACCUGACCGAGGGCCUUAUUCAGGUGGCCAUCCUGCUUAGCUUAUGUGGGAUGCGUGUGGAUGUGGAUCCAUACCUGCCCCCUCUGCGGGAGAUCAUCCUUGGGCAGAGCUCUGCCCUGACGCAGACGCAGUUCCACAACCUCCGCAACUCUCUGGAGGGCCAGGACCUCCACCCCAAGAGUGUGGACCUCGAUGGCUUCUUCACUGCCCGCAGGCUUCUCGGCUGGGUGCGCUCCCUGGAUCGCCUGCAGCUGCCCACCACAGAGCUGGAGGCCUGGCUGGUUCACCGGGAGCCUGAGCCUCUGGCACCUGUGUCUGGGCAGGCUGGACAGCUGGAGGGCACCACCGGGUUGGACGGCUCUGGAGAUCUGCCAGACCUGGGCCUGAGAAUAGGAGGAAGUGGAGGUGGAGGAGGAGGUGGUGGUGGAGGAGGAAUUGGAGAGCUGGGUUAUGGACAAAUUGCUGUCGACAACGACACCGCCCCAGGCGCUGUAGCUCCACUCCCGAGAAGUGGACAACAGGACGGCAGUGACUUCAUCAAAGAGGAGGGUGAUAUUUUGAACUUCCUGUGGCCUCAGGAAGCAGAUCCAGGUCCGCAAUCUGACAGCCCUGGUUACGGACACCACCGGCCACCGUCAGAACCUCUUCUGAGUUCUUUUGAUGAGGAGGAGGACGAGGAUGAGUUCCGUGCUGACAUUUGGACAACUGGAGGGCAGCAUCACACUUAUGGGGACCUUCCGUUUGGGGCAAAUGUACAAGAGUUGAUGGGCCCAGAAGUGGACACUUCACUGUCCCUACAGGAGUGCUUACAGCUACUGGAGGACACCUCUACUUUAGGGCAAGAGGCAGAGCUGCCUGACCCAGAGCUGAUGGGACUGGAUGAAAAUGUCUCAUUCUCUGCCCAGAGGCCCCUCCUGUCUCCCCUCAUCCCAGGGGACUCAUCGAUGGAACUGGAGCAGCAGUGGCACGAUCUUCUGGCCAUCAUGGAACCCCAGGAUAUGGAGUUGGAUGAGCCGCCGCUGAAUUCUCCGGCCAGCAAUGACGUUCAUGCAUCAGCCACUGGGUCAUUGGAUACAUUGCUUCAUCAAGAUGUAAGCCUGCACCAAGCCUCUGUGCCCAGAGUGCUCGAGGAUGCCAUGGCGGGAUUGUCCCAUUUGGAUGCUGUCCAGACACCUUCAACACAACACCACUACUCAAGCAACUCUUCCGACAGCACCUUUGGUUUUGGGCCUCCUCAAAUAGCAGAUCUCUUGUUGCCCCCUGUGCUGAAUGGCACUGCCAGGAACGAUUCCGAUUUGGUCGAUCCUGCUCUGCUGAUGAACCUUCUAGAGGAGCCAGCUUUGGCCAGUCCUCUCAGACCCCUGCUAGAGGAGUCCCUGUUGGACGAGAUUAGUUUAAUGGACCUGGCCCUGGAGGAAGGCUUCAACCCCUCUCAGAUGAGCCAGCUGGCCGAGCACCUCGAGGACUCCGACUCAGGGCUCUCCCUAAAUUUCAGCCACAGCCCUGCCUCCCCGAGUGGAUCCGAGGCUUCCUGUUCUUCCUCGUCUUCAGACUCCUCUUCUUCCUCCUCGCUGUCAUCUGCAGGGUCCUUUUUCGAAGAGGGGGCUGUUGGGUAUGAUCCCGGGUAUGAGGGCAUGGAAGACUCUGAGGAGGGCGCAUUUGAAGGACACACAACAGAGACCAGCAAAGUGUGUCGGGCAAGCUACAUAGAGCCUAGCCGCUUUGAACACCUCCCGUGGCUAGACAACGUCAGCCACGAUCACACUUACAACCAGCCGCUGUCCUCGCGGCGAAAUGCAGAAAAAUCCCAAAAAGGCUGUUUUGAGGAGCCGCACGAAUUUGUGGUCCAGGAUAAGUCUACGAGUCGUGACGAGCGCAGAGCCCGUUCGAUGAGGAUCCCCUUCUCAACCAAUCAUAUUAUCAACCUCCCUGUAGAAGAGUUCAACCAGCUCCUCGCCAGGCACAAGCUGAGUGAGGCCCAGCUCACACUGGUCCGAGACAUCCGUCGGAGAGGCAAAAACAAGAUGGCGGCACAGAACUGCCGCAGGAGAAAGCUGGACGUCGUCGUUGGAUUGGAGCACAGCGUAGAGGGCCUUCGGCGUCAUCGGGCCCGCUUGCUCCGAGAAAAAGCUGAGAUUAACCGUUCGGUCCAGGAGAUGAAGCAGCGCCUCAGCAGUCUCUAUCAGGAGGUUUUCUCCAGACUGAGGGAUGAAGAAGACAGGCCUUACUCCAGGCAGGAAUAUUCGCUUCAGUUCAACACAGACGGCCGUGUCGUUCUGUCCCCCAACACCACGAGAUCACAGUCAAGAUGCAAGCCCGGCAAGAAACAGAAGGACAAGAGGAAGUGAGUGGCUGAACUGAAAUCGAUGUAAAAAGAUUGUUCUCAGGACUCCGGUACUGGAGCGAGAAAUUCCUCCUACAUCUCCGUGGAGGUGGUUCUUCCCAUUGAAAACUGUUCUUAGAGAUGAAGGUCAGAAAAUUACAUUGUAAGUAACAGACUGCAUUCAUUUGAACAGGAUGGGAACAAUAGGACAAAUGAGAGUGCAAAACUCUGAUGUCUCAUCAUAAUCAUUAGAGCAAAGCUGCUGACAAAAAAAACCCUGAAACACUGCAGAAAUAGGACAGUGGCACACAUGGGUGUGCUUUCAAACAAACAACACAGACCUCUGAGUGAAAGAAAACAUUGUUAUGUCUAUGCUGACCGGACACCAAAGACAGUUGAAUUGAGAACUAUCAGAAAAAAAUAUAUACUUUGCAAUGAGAUCACCGCAGUGGGCAUUCAGGAGUGGUGAAAUCCACCAAAAUGAUCUCCAUGCUACCCCAUGAAAUACUUGACAUGUUUUGUUGCUUGUGUGUUCACUUUUAUAACAAACUCACAACGGUGAAAGUUAGGAGGCUGUU